GCCAAACCUACUUCAGCAUUCUAGAAAACCGUUACAAUACAACUAAAUCGCUAUCAAGGAUUUUUCACUAUUAUAAAAAGUUCCCGCACAAGCCCACCUAUCGUGCGAUAAAUACCAUCUCGGCACUCAAUCAGCGUGGACAUUCAAAGCCAGCCUCCGGAGAAGGCGUCCUUGACAUCUCCUUGGCCGCUUUCGCUCACUUCAGAAUCACGAGCCGAGGAACCCAACCUGAACCCGACAACGCGCCACUGAGUGUGUCAAAUUCAAACGACCAGCUCUGCAGAGGGUGAUAGUUGGGGAUCCAGGUAGUAGCUUCUCGACAAUAACACAAUGGCGACUGUAUCGCCUCCCAAGCCAUGGGAGAGGAAUGGAGGUGUGGGCGCAAGUACAGGUUCGUGAUCCUUAUUAUGUCAAGGCAUGUUAUUUCUCGAUCGACAGACUACUGAUUAUGUGCGAUUCUAUAGCUUUACCUACUUCUACUGUCUCUGCUACUAGCGCCGUUUCCGCUCCUGCGGCAACUUCGUCGUCGAGUGCUCCAGCGAUUCCUGAACGCCCUUCUACACUCGCGAGUGCGGUAAAUAGAAAUGCGACGGCAUACUCGCCGUACGGAGCAACUGGUAUGGGCGGUAUAGGAUCGCCUUAUGGUGGUGGUAUUGGCUCUGCAUAUAGUUCACCCUAUUCACGAAUGGGCGGUAUGGGUAUGGGCGGAUAUGGAGGCGGUAUGUACGGUGGGAUGGGCAUGGGAGGUAUGGGAGGGAUGUAUGGAGGCGGGAUGGGCGGGAUGUAUGGUGGAAUGGGAGGCAUGGAUCCCAAUAAUUCACAGAGUUUGACUCAAGGUUUUACGCAGAGUACACAGGCGACUUUUCAGAUCAUCGAGGGUAUCGUUGGUGCUUUUGGGGGGUUUGCGCAGAUGUUGGAGAGUACAUAUAUGGCUACUCAUUCCAGUUUCUUCGGUGGGUUACCUAGUCAUCGAAUUUGAUAGGAUAACGCUGACUUUUAUAGCAAUGGUAUCUGUAGCGGAACAGUUUGGGAAUCUAAAGAAUACUCUAGGUUCGAUGCUGGGAAUCUUCACCGUCCUCCGAUGGCUACGAACACUUUUCGCAAAAAUCACAGGUCGACCCCCACCAGCCGAUGCAAUGGCUCUAACCCCCAGCGCAUUCGCAAGCUUUGAAGGACGAAAAUUCAUUCCAGACGGUUCCCCAGCAUCAGCACCACGACCCAGCAAAAAGCCUUUCCUCUUUUUCAUCGCAGCCGCUUUUGGUCUCCCCUACCUCAUGGGAAAACUCAUCAAAUCUCUCGCCGCCUCACAAGAAGAGGAACAGCGAAGGUUGAUGGCAGCAGGAGGACAAAUCGGUCCAGACGGUCAAAUGAUAGAGGCACCCCUUGACCCCUCCCAAUACGAAUUCUGUCGUGUAUUAUAUGAUUUCACGCCCGAAUCAGCAGCCACAGUCCAAGGAAUCGACCUGGAGGUCAAGAAAGGUGAUAUCGUUGCAGUAUUGAGCAAGAGUGAUCCGAUGGGGAACCCAAGCGAAUGGUGGAAGUGCAGAUCUAGAGAUAAGAGGAUGGGAUAUUUACCUGGAGUUUAUCUUGGACCGGUUAAGAAGCCGAUUGCGGAGAUCAAGAGUGCUAGUCAGAGUGGAAGUCGGACGAGCAGUCUUACGAGUUCGAAGGCCCCUGCUGUUGCGGGAAAGGCCGGUGAUAUUGGGGUGGAGAGUUUCCAGAAGAGUCAAUUUUACUCUUAGUUUUCCGUCUUUUUCUUUUUUUGCGACCCAAUCGAAGGAUUCCCUUUCUAUUACCUUUUUAAUGAGGUGAGAGGCAUGGGGCGCUUUGUUUCUUUUCUUUUGUCUUACUAGUUGGGGGUGCUUCAUCUGGUCUUCUUAGCGUUUUCUUUGGAAAAGUUUGGCAGGGGAUAAUGGGUUGAUGAUGGAGAGCUUUACCUUGUUAUGUGGUCUGGUAGUAUUCGGAUCGGAUCGGAGCGGAGCGGAUUGGAUGUGGGGAAAGAGGUGUAGAUAGGGUGGCUAUAAUGAUAGAGGGGUCUUAAUCACAUAAAAUGAAACCUGUACCCUUGGCCGACUCUGGCUUCUUCGCGUGGAGAAUCAGAAAGCUCGCUUAGCAAAAUUAUCAGUCCGGCUCCAGAGUAAGAUUUCAUAUCCUGAGAAGGUAAAUAAUAACGCAAAUGCAAUUUUUUUAAUUUUUCUAAUUUUUCUAAAACAGAUUGAAAUCCCCUAUCCCCUUUUUUCCAAGCCCGAGCCCAAGCAUACAUGUCCAUUAAAGGAACACGACCAGUGAAGGUGUGGUUCCGAAUCCCAAAUUACCAACAACCCGAAAAAAGAAAAAGAAAAACAAAAGUACAAACUCCAAAGAAAACAGACCAUUACCCAAUUUGCUGAGAACCAUUUUCAUCUUCCGUCUUUGUUUAAGCCUUUGAUCGAAGCGAGUGUGCGUGUUUUUCUUUCGGGAUGUAAACUAUCCAUCCUCACCUAUCCCCUUUUCGCCUUUCUCGUCUCGCCUCCUUAACCCUCCUAAUUCCCCUCCUCAACAUCCUUCUCCGCACCCUUCAUCUCCCUUGUCAUCUUCCAAAGACACGCCGCACAAACCGCACUAAAAGCAAACAGCACACAAAGCGCAAUACUCAGACCCCAAAUGGCCUUCAUCUCAAAACAGGUCGUCUUGCUGGCGCCCGCCCAGACCCAAUAGUUGACUUUCUUGACGUUCUCGCCGAUGGAGAGGAUGAAGGAGGAGGCGGUGCCGGCGUCGGGGAGCGCGGGACAGUCGAGGUAGGAGAGGGGCUUGCCGACGACGCAGGCGACGACGAUGCUGGCGAUCAAGAGGAGGGUGUCGAAGGCGCUGGUGAGGUGCAGGGGGAGCUGGUUGUCGUGGUAGAGGAUGUAGGUUAUGCUUAUGUAGAGAGCUGAGAUGCAGGU
This is a messenger RNA of Hymenoscyphus albidus, 2924 nucleotides long. The record is from the annotation of a GenBank genome assembly. Lineage: Eukaryota; Fungi; Ascomycota; Leotiomycetes; Helotiales; Helotiaceae.